Messenger RNA from Ceraceosorus guamensis, 660 nucleotides. Its product is annotated as endoplasmic reticulum vesicle protein 25. Gene Ontology annotation, biological process: Golgi organization; intracellular protein transport; endoplasmic reticulum to Golgi vesicle-mediated transport. The coding region runs from base 1 to 660 and encodes 219 amino acids. Gene Ontology annotation, cellular component: Golgi apparatus; endoplasmic reticulum; COPII-coated ER to Golgi transport vesicle. NCBI's taxonomy places the organism in Eukaryota, Fungi, Basidiomycota, Exobasidiomycetes, Ceraceosorales, Ceraceosoraceae. The record is from RefSeq and is a predicted model, not a curated record. The transcript has 4 exons.
AUGCUCACUCGAUGUAUGCUGCUGCUGAUCGUCUGCGUGCAACUCGUCUCAGCCAUCAAAUUCGACUUGACGGCAGAGCACUCGGCUCCGGUCAAGUGUAUAUGGAACUAUGCCCUGUCCGACACUUUGGUCAUUGUUACCAUCAACACCAAGCCCAACGAUGUUGGAAGCGAAGCGGAUCAGAGAGUGGACGUGGAAGUGGUGGAUGGCAGCAAACACAACAACGUCUACCUGUCCAAGAAGGGAAUUGGUAAAAAGGAGACUAGGAUGGCCAUCAAUACCCACACGCACGCUGAUCUGGGUGUAUGCUUCAAAAACACCUUGCGGAAAGGAGCAUCAGCGCACCCAAUCAAGUCCACCAUGAUCGACCUCGAUGUGGACAUUGGCGCCGAUGCGGUGGACUACAAUGCCAUUGCCAAUCAAGAGUCUCUCUCAGGACUGGAAACUGAGAUGAGGAAGCUGGAGGCUGUUGCGGGCGAGAUCGUCAACGAGAUGGACUACCUCAAGAAGAGAGAAGGCAAGAUGCGGGAUACGAAUGAGUCGACAAAUAGCAGAGUGGAAAAUUUCGCGUGGAUCACAAUUGUCGCUCUCAUAGGCCUCGGCUCGUGGCAGAUCAUUUACUUGCGAAGCUUCUUCAAGCGGCUCUAUUUGAUCGAUUGA